AUGAAGGAAUCCAGACAUCGACGACCAUUGUUGGAGUCCUUAGCUUCUCUAUCGAUAGCCAUUACCAGCAAACGAAGAGUUUUGCUCUAUGGGCCACCCAGUACUAGGAAAACGCUUUUGGCGAGGGCAGUGGCUCAUCAUACUGAUUGCACCUUUAUAAGGGUUUCUGGCUCUGAGUUGGUUCAAAAGUAUAUUGGCGCGGGCUCUCGAAUGGUGAGAGAACUUUUUUUUAUGGCCAGAGAACAUGCUCCAUCAAUCAUCUUUAUGGAUGAAAUCGACACUAUUGGAUCAACUCGAAUGGAAUCUAGAUUUGGCAAUGGUGAUAGUGAAGUGCAACGGACCAUGUUGGAGCUUCUCAAUCAACUGGAUAGAUUUGAAGCAUCUAACAAAAUCAAAGUUUUGAUGGCUACAAAUCGCAUUGACAUUUUGGAUCAAGCCCUUCUGAGGCCUGGAAGGAUUGACAGGAAGAUAGAGUUCCCAACUCCCAAUGUUUCUAUUCAUCAUAACUCCUACAUAUGUCCUUGGGACAUAUUUUAA
Molecule: messenger RNA, 537 nt
Organism: Camellia sinensis
Lineage: Eukaryota; Viridiplantae; Streptophyta; Magnoliopsida; Ericales; Theaceae
Source: RefSeq, a predicted model, not a curated record